UCUGAAAGCAAAAUGGCAGCAAAGCAAGGGAAGGUCUUCUCUGGGGAAGACGAUGAGUCCGACGAAGAGGAAGAAGAAUAUAAUCCUCCCUCCUGGGCGACUGCGCUGGCAUCGAAGCCCGUCGCUGCACCUCCCGUCGUCAACACAUCCGUUGAUCCUUCUGUCCGAAAGGACGACGGUCCAGUCGAUCAACCAAACGAUUCCACCGACACUUCUCCUACGGAUGUCGACGUCGUGGUGUUGACGGAUGAAGUGAGUCAUGUCGCCAUCACCCCAGCGCCGAAUCGAAUUCCUGUGCACACGCCACUUGAACCGUCGUCACGCGGCGUGCCCAUAGAACCUGUCGAUCCAUGGGCAGCAGCAAUGAAGGAAGAAUGGCCCGAGGAUGUUGGACGGAACAAGAUGGCCAUGGCUGGCGCGAGUCACUUGCACAGCGUUCUUGAAGGCACGUUGCAUCAGAUUACAGAACUCGCUGAAUCCCAAGAGCAUCUGCUAUCGGUGGUGAUGGAGCGAAAUCUACAUCUGAUGGGGCACCCGGACUUGAUGGUCGUCGAGCAGACCAUGUCGCAACUUCCGGCCUACUUUCAAAAAGUGAUCCAGCUCAAGCUCAAAAUGAACGACAUUACGAUGUCCCUGGAGAAACUGAAGAGUCGCGCCGACCAUCUCCAAGUCGAAGCGCAGAGUCGGGCGCUAGCGAUGGAAGAGCGAAAGGAAAAACAGAGCCAGUGGCAGCGACUCAUGCAAGUCACCAUGCCUCCACCGGCCCCGGAAAACAACUCCACGUAGUGACAUUCAACUAUGAUGUAAAUAGAUCCGUUCUCACCGGUGGGUAGCAGUCUUUGCUCGCACAGCGAAGUGUUCCUCAAGCCACGACCCUGCCUUCGAAUGCCGACUUUUGCUUCUCCCUACGGCGUAAUGGCUCACACAGCG
Molecule: messenger RNA, 930 nt
Organism: Aphanomyces invadans
Lineage: Eukaryota; Oomycota; Saprolegniomycetes; Saprolegniales; Verrucalvaceae
Exons: 4
Coding region: 13-786 (257 amino acids)
Biological process (GO): intracellular transport
Cellular component (GO): extrinsic component of membrane; transport vesicle; BLOC-1 complex
Source: RefSeq, a predicted model, not a curated record